GAGAUACGUGCCCGUAGUUCACAGAGUUUGUUGUCUAGUGACUGAACAUUAGCCAGCAAAAUGGUUGGGAGAGGAGGUCGGAGGGGACGACGUCUGAGUCUAACAAGUACGCCGGCUCUCUUCCCUCUUUUCCGGCGGCGUUUCCUCGGUCGCGUUUGUGCGGCCCAGACAAAGGGCUCCGAUGCGGUGUUGGUAAACAAACCGCCAGCGUUCAGGAACUCAAAGUCCGGUUUGCGUUUCACGACACAGGAACCUAUAUUUAGAAGCGUGUGUCUGUCGUAGGCAGUUAUGCAGACAACUUCCAACACGCAGGACAGCAGGAUAACUAGUAAGAUAAAUGAAAAACUGCAAAGUUUCCUCGGAGCUCGCAACACGGCUGCCAUGCUCGGCACCAUCUUGCCUGAAGAGAAGCUAGCCAAUACUCUGGGGACGCUUCUCUAUGCUGAUGCUCGGGCGGUGUGUGUGUGGUUCGUUGUCCGUAUAUACAUUACAACAAAGUGGAAUUCUUUUCCACACACCUCCCAACUAAGGAGGUUGGGAUCUGAGUGCAGGGACAGCCAUGAUACCUCUGAUGAACAACCCAAAUCCUUAACCACUUGAGGCUCCACUGCUCUGGAAAACUGCUUUUUUUUCGAACACUUGUGCUGUUGAAUUUCUUUACGCUGAAUUUCAGCCUUCAACAAAAAAAUCAGAGGACAAAAACUGUAUAUUCUUUAACCUAGAUACAGAGAAUGUGAUUGGUUAGAGUGUUCAAGGAAGUAUUUUUGUUCUUCCUGCGUGUGGGUGUGUACACGUUAAAACUCUACAGUAUCAGUAUAAACACAAUACUCUACAGUAACACCGUAACACCAUGGAGCUCUCUGUGAUUCUUGUCCUUUUAGCUGCUCUGCCACUAAACUCUGUGUUUGUGUACAAGUUCACCGAGCUGUCAGGCUGCAGUGAUUCUACAGAUGACGCUAUCUUAUUAUACAAUCUGGAUCAGAAUGAAAUUUUUUUUGAAGAUUACAAUUCAGGGCAGCAGUUUGGUCGACUUCCUCCAUUUGUAGACCCCAUCAAUUUCGACAACAUGUAUGAUUAUUCCAUUGCUAAAAAAUCCGAGUGCCUUCAGAUCAUGAAAAAUGUGAGUGCAGCAAUGGGUCAUAUACCUGAGGCCAAAGUUCCUCCAGAGUUCAGUAUCUACACGAAACACAAUGUGGUUCCUGGAGAAGAAAAUAACUUUAUCUGCUUUGUAAGAAAUUUCUAUCCUCCACACAUCACGGUGAACUGGACAAGGAACGGUGUGUCUGUGACAGAGAGAGUUUACAUCAGCCAGUAUUCACUAAACAACGACGGAACCUUCAAUUUAUUCUCCACACUGACCAGCUCUCCGAGUGAAGGAGAUGAAUACAGCUGCACGGUGGAGCACCAAGCUCUGGACUCGCCUCAGACUAGAACAUGGGAUGAACCAGUUGUACCGCCGUAUGAAACUCCGAGUGUUACCCCGACGGUGGUGUUUGCGGUGGGAAUUGUGGUGGGAAUUGUGGGAUUAUUCACAGGAAUGUUGUUUGUCAUUAAAGCGUCAUGUUUCAAAUAAGAUUCUGUUAUUGAGGAUAAUUCAAAUUACUGAGUAGAAAGUCGUGGCCUAAUGGUUAGAGAGUCCGACUCGUAAUCCUAAGGUUGUGGGUUUGAGUCUCAGGAAGGCCACGACUGAGGUGCCCUUGAGCAAGUGCCCCAACUGCUCCCCGGGCGCCGCAGCAU
This is a messenger RNA of Tachysurus fulvidraco (yellow catfish), 1737 nucleotides long. Its product is annotated as rano class II histocompatibility antigen, B alpha chain-like. Gene Ontology annotation, biological process: positive regulation of T cell activation; immune response; peptide antigen assembly with MHC class II protein complex. NCBI's taxonomy places the organism in Eukaryota, Metazoa, Chordata, Actinopteri, Siluriformes, Bagridae. The transcript is spliced from 4 exons. Gene Ontology annotation, cellular component: membrane; MHC class II protein complex. Gene Ontology annotation, molecular function: MHC class II protein complex binding. The record is from RefSeq and is a predicted model, not a curated record. Bases 851 to 1573 code for a protein of 240 amino acids.